Coniosporium apollinis CBS 100218 is the source of this 369-nucleotide messenger RNA. RefSeq lists its product as uncharacterized. NCBI's taxonomy places the organism in Eukaryota, Fungi, Ascomycota, Dothideomycetes. Bases 1 to 369 code for a protein of 122 amino acids. Gene Ontology annotation, molecular function: protein binding. The transcript has a single exon. The record is from RefSeq and is a predicted model, not a curated record.
AUGUGCAGAACAGGCCUCCCACCCACACUUCCGCUUCUGCGGCUGAGUCUGACGGCCAAGAGUGGAAGGCCUGGCUCCACAUCGCCGCCGAGAAAGGCCAUGAAGCAGUUGUCAAGACCCCUUCUCGACCGCGACGUUGAUAUCGACGAGAGAGACAGUUGCGGGUCCACGGCUUUGCUCCUCGCGACCAAGCACAAGCACGAGGGUGUGUUGAGACUGCUGCUGGAAAAUGGAGCGGAUGUGAAUGCAAGCGAUGACUCCGGUUGGACGCCGACGCAUGAAGCGGCUGAGAAUGGCUUUGCGGCGGGCUUGAAGCUGCUGGCGCGUUAUGGGGCCAAUUUGACUCUGAAAGCGAGGAGCAGGGAGUAG